CUCGUGAGAGAGAGACAGCGCGCGAGAGAGAGCGAGCGCGUGAGAGAGAGAGAGAGCGCGAGAGCGCGCGCGCGCACCCCGCACAGUAAAGUAACAGGAAACAUGAUGCAGCUCGGAUCCGCUACUUUCAGUCUUUCUGUGGUUCAGAGUUUUAAACAGAACAUCGCCCUUUAAAAUCCUUCUGAAGAAAAGCCUGAAGUUUGUGAUUUGUUUCUGGCGUGGAUUUUAAUCUUUGCAACCAUCUACUCCGGUAAUCUCUCUUCUUCUUGACAGACUUUCUGCGAAGUCUUGCUUACUGUCAAAAAACUAAGCAUAAGCCUUGGCACAUUAGAAGUUAAUAGUAAUAUUCACCAAGUACCCUGCGAUCUGAGAGCGAAGUGUGCCCAUGUGUUUGUGGCCGAGGUAGCAGUUGAGUUUCUGGAAUGAAAAGGUGGAUCAGACUGCUCAACCAGCGUAGGAUUUUGCUUUACCUCUUAUUGUCAAUAUUGGUAUUUUGUGUUCUAAUCAGAUAUGCAAAAAAUACCAAUGAUAAUGACAUUAUUAAGUCCACACAAGCUAAAAGGCCAAGAAAUACCCAGUGGUAUUUUACUGAAAAACAUGGAAUCAAUUGUUUGGAUAUUUAUGACAUGGACCCUGUUGCUUUGGGGAAGACUUUGGAGAUCAGAAGGAAACUCCCUCCCAUUCCAAGUGACAAAAGCAUCGUGAAUGCAACUUUAAAUUGUGGACAAUUCUUAGCAUCGAAGGGGUACACUGAUGUCCAGAUAUCCGAGGAAGAGCUCGAUUUCCCUCUUGCAUUCUCUCUGGUGGUGCACAAAGAUGCACACAUGGUGGAACGGCUUCUACGUGCCAUUUAUGCACCGCACAACAUCUACUGCAUCCACUCUGACCUGAAAUCAUCAUCAGAUUUCACAGAAGCAGUACAGGGCCUGGCACGCUGUCUUCCCAAUGUCUUCGUGGCUUCACGGUUAGAGGCAGUGCAGUAUGGGGGCAUGUCCCGCCUCCGUGCUGACCUCAACUGCCUUUCUGAUCUCCAACACUCCGAAGUCCGCUGGAAAUAUGCAAUCAACCUAUGUGGGCAGGAUUUCCCACUCCGUUCCAAUGUUGAGCUUGUAUCUGAGCUCAAGGCCCUAAAAGGUAUGAACAUGCUUGAGACGAUCCGUCCCAGUGAAUACAAAAAGCAGCGCUUCACUUUCCACUUUAAUCUGAAAGACGAGCAAUCACGUUAUUAUUUUGUCCCAGUCAAAACGACUCAGAAGAAAGAGCCUCCACCUCAUAACAUUGAGAUAUUUGUGGGCAGUGCAUACUUCGUUCUCUCCCGAGAGUUUGUGAACUUUGUGUACUGGAGUCCCCUGGUAAAAGACUUCCUAGCUUGGUCAGAGGACACGUAUUCACCUGACGAACAUUUCUGGGCCACUUUGACUCGCAUGCCAGGAGUUCCUGGUGAGAUCAAACGUUCUGACCCUGACAUUUCAGACUUGUUGAGCAAAACACGCCUGGUGAAGUGGCAGUACCUAGAGGGAAAUCUUUAUCCAGCGUGCACUGGGCUUCAUGUACACAGUGUGUGCAUUUACGGUGCUGCAGAGCUCCGGUGGCUCCUCAACGAUGGACACUGGUUUGCCAAUAAGUUUGAUUUAACUGUAGAUCCUGUGAUCAUUGAAUGUCUAGAAAGGAACUUGACUAAAAGAACGAAAGCAAAUUGGAAAUUUUCUCAUUGACUAUUCUUUAUGUCAUUACAAAAACAGGUGCUCUUGUGCACUAUUAGUUCUUAUUGAGACAAAGUACUUUAAAGGUGAAUAUUUGUUUCAAGAUUUAUUUAUUUAAUAAAGGGAUAUUCUGCUGUGUCUUUAUGAACUUGUUAGGAGUCACGAAAAUGUGGUUAGUAUUGCAACUGCUUGGACUGUUUUCAGACAAGUCCUGUACAUUCAGUUAUAUAUACACAUAUUAAUUCAGUUUAUUCAUAGUUUAUUUAUGUAUUAACUCUUUAGGGCAAUUACAGUUAAGUUAAUAUAAACUCACAAUACUACAGUAUAUAUUAAAAUGUCAGAUGUAUGAUUCAUUAAGGUUGCCUUUCCAACUUGACCGUGUUGUAUAAUUUGUUUCAUAUGGCUUUGAAAGAAAGUGAAAUCUGAGAAUAAAAUUUCAUGUCUAUCCAGUGCUGGAAAAGACUGAAAUUAUGUCCGCCAACAUGCGAAUUAGCUGUUCCUCUCGCGCAGGCUCAUACAGUAUGCUAAAAAGUCGCUUGAGUCGGUUGAGUAUGGGUAGUCCUUACUGAGUGUGAAGAAAGUUUUCAGCACAAUGUGCAAAUUGUCUGCUGUAGUAUUUAUUCUGGUAAGUAUAUUUAAAGUAAAAAAAUAAUGUUAUGCAUCCUGGUGCUUAGUAUUGAAGGAUUAAACAUUACUGGAUAUACACGGGAUUUAUAAAAUGGGUAAAAUUAUGCUACUUAGCCAAAAACUGAGACACUACAAAAAUUUGUAAUACUUCCCCAUCCCUCCAAGUCAACCAUAGGAGGAAAGGGGAGCAUGUGAGAAAAAUACAAAGAUCUUCCAACACUGUAUAUACAUGGAAGGAGUCAUCUCAACUCUCAACAGGGACAUGAGAACAUAUAAUUAACUUUAGUGAAAUUAUAAUUAGGAUUAUUACAGUGUAAAUCUAUCUGAACUUCACAUAUAAAUAGCUUUAUUCAUUUCCAGUUUUUAGUCUUUGAGAACACACCGCUUUGAAAAUAAAAAAGGAAGGUUAUUGAAAGAAUGUUGCCUAAAAAUUAUAAGCAGUACUUAGGAGAUAUUAGACUUUUGUAUAUGGAUAUGAAGUUUAAGAUUACAUGUAAGCCGUUUUUUGUAGCACUGGGGAUUUUCUACAGCUCUUUCUCAAUGCUGUGGUCUUGGUUGUGGCCUAUUUUUCUGACUUUUUUGCCAGCGUUUCUGUACACACACUGUUUUAUGGGUAAUGACGUAUCUGGGAUUGGUUUAGCUUCAUAUUACAUUUUUCAGGGCCCACAGAGAUUAUAUGCCUAUAGAAACACAUGGUCAUAAUUGGAAUCUGUUUAGGACUGAGCAGUAUCCUCUCUCCCUUUUUUUGAGAUAUAAUGUGUGAUAUGUUAGGGUUUUGUUACGUUUUCUUUCUAAAUAUUAUGUAUGGUAGGAGUGAUUACAAUUCAUUAACCCUUGUGAAGCUUUCGCUUUUUGCCUCCAGUGGGUCAAAUUGACCUAGGACAUUCCUUGUCAUUCCUAAAGCUUUAAAAGAAUAUAGACAUCCAACUGUUGUACUUACAGUUUAUAUAUGCCCUGUUAUC
Messenger RNA from Clarias gariepinus (North African catfish), 3292 nucleotides. It is a transcript of the gene gcnt4b.2, whose product is annotated as glucosaminyl (N-acetyl) transferase 4b, tandem duplicate 2. Gene Ontology annotation, cellular component: membrane. Gene Ontology annotation, molecular function: acetylglucosaminyltransferase activity. Bases 423 to 1715 code for a protein of 430 amino acids. The transcript has 3 exons. Lineage: Eukaryota; Metazoa; Chordata; Actinopteri; Siluriformes; Clariidae. The record is from RefSeq and is a predicted model, not a curated record.